CGAAGCUCUAACCCUAACCCUAUAGCCCUCCAAUCCAAAAUAAAAAGAAAGAAGCUCCUAUAACCCUCUCUGUCCCGACCCACUAUCCGCCGCCGUCCACCCUCAAAUGGCCGCCGGCCAGUGAAGAAACAGAGACAGAGUGCAAAAAAGCGCGACUGGCCGGGAAGCAGAUCGGGGAGAGGACCAACAGCAGUAGCCGCUCAUCCCGUAUCGAUCGCCGCCGGGGGGAGGCAGGGUUGCACGGGGGUCGUCCGUAGGGGGAGGCAUAAUGGCCUUAGUAGGGUUGUCUCCGUGAUAAAUUUCACCUUUAUGGUCUUUUCAAACUCUCUCACACUUCAAAAUGGCUGUUCGCAUGUUUAGGACAAAAGUGGGUUCAUUUCAGCAUCAUGUACGUGGAUGUGUUGCUUUCAGCACGGAGCGACCAAAACUUGUUACAGUGGGAAUCGACUUUGGAUGCAAAAAUUCAAGAGUUGCAAUAAUAGACUCCUUGGUUCCACAUGUUGUUGACAGUGAAAUUGGCCGUUUCACACCAUCGUAUGUCACAUUUACACAACAGAAUUCAUAUCUACCAUAUAAAUGGAGUCUACAACACUUGGACCCUGUUGGUAACUGUGUUGCAGUUGGAGAACUGGCAAAGCGUAGAAUGUGGAGACAACCUUCAGAUGUUGUUUAUAACAUAAAAAGUUUGAUAGGAAAGCAAUUUCAGGAUCCCUCUGUCCAAGAAAUGAGGAGAAGGGUCCAUUUCAGCAUUAUUGAAGGACCUGGAGGAGAAGCUUGGGUGGGAAUUUGUGGAAUGGAGUUUUCUCCUGUUUGUAUCGCAACUGCAAUCUUCCAAAAACUGAAGCAUAUUGUUCUGAUGGACCAGUUUCAUGAUGAGCUGCAGGCAGUGAUAAGUGUGCCUGCUUUCUUUGAUGAACUGCAGAAGGAGCACAUAAAGUCAGCUGCACACAGAGCAGGCUUCAAGCUAUUGCAACUAAUAGAUGAACCAAUAGCUGCUGCGCUUUCUAGCAUAACAACUGAAGAUGGUAUUGUUGUUGUUUUUGGCAUGGGUGCCGGGUCUUAUAGUGUCACAAUCCUUCGUGUGUCUCCUGACAGAAAAAUUGAGAUCAGAACUCAAUUUGCUGACACCUCUGUCGGUGGGGAUCAGUUUGAUGACAAACUCGUGGAUUUUAUUGGUCGACAAAUACUUGAAGGUCAUUCAGUUGACAUUCGUGGAGAUAUAUAUGCUAUGAAAAUGGUUGCAGAAGCGGUGGAGCAAGCUAAGGUUGAAUUAUCAAGCAAGCCUGCGGUUACAGUUUCAGUCCCUUCCUUCAGCACAUCUGUCCCAGGACCUGUUGAUCUUAACAUUAAAAUUUCUCGCCCGCUGUUUGAGAAGUUGGUCAAGGACUUGCUAGGACAAAUUAAAGUCAAGUGUCAGAGUAUUUUGGAAGAUGCUAAGGUAUCUACCGAGGAUAUCAAGGAAAUCGUAUUGUUUGGGGGGAUGACCAGAGUUCCGAAGAUACAGGGAAUCAUUUGUGAAGUCUUUGGUCAGAACCUGAACACUAAGGUGAACCCUGAAGAAGCUGUUGUUGUAGGAUCUGCGAUUCAAGCUGCUCUCAUUCUAGAAGAUGAACAAGAGAUUAGUGAUGAUAUGAUUCCGCUCUCUAUUGGAUUUGAGUCCUCAAAAGGAAUUUUUACCAAAGUGAUUCCAAGACACAGCACCCUUCCAAUAAAACGGACAGUAAAGAUUCCUACUUGGUUGGAUUAUGGCGAGCGCAAGUGUAUCAGAAUAUUUUUCGGGGAGCAUGUGAUGGUUCAGCAUAAUAUCCUAUUGGGUGAGACACAGGUAAUCAAUAAUAGAGGCUCAUUUCAAGGUUGUGUUUAUUUUGAACUGACAUUGGAAGUUGACAAGGAUUAUGUGGUUAAAGUGAGAUGUGCUGGUGAUGAAGUGCCGUUGUCUUUCCCCAUAAACCCAAAGGACAGAUUGAAAGAGAACGUGGACAAGGCUGUCAAAAGGGCUCUACUUGACUGGACAAUGACCGGUACAGAAAUCCGUGCUAGGUUAGGAAAUCUGUCAAAGCAUACAAUGAAUACCCUUGACGAUGUCUUGUCUGUGAGGAAGGAUGAACUUCCAGAAGACCUUUGUAAGGAAGCAUUGAAUGCAUUGGCUGAUUUGCAGAAAUUGUUGGAUGGAGAUCUCGAGAUGUUGAAGGCCAAGAUGCUCUCUGCUAAGUCAGUGGAAUCAAAAAUUCUAAACUGGCUGCCACCAUCAGAAUUGCGCGACAGUGACCAUGAAGAUUAUGAAUAUAGAGAUGCGUAGAAGGGACGGUCCGCGCAUGCUGCCUUUUGUCCUAUCUUUGUUUCUAACAACCCUUUGUUGGGGUAGGAUAUGUUAAUGAAAUUUGCUUAGUCCAUGUGGGCUAGCACUUCUAUGCUUAGUAACCAUAUGAACAGUGUUUUAAUUGUGCUUAGUAGACGCCGAGGUAUCGAUUGCAAGAUGUUUAUGUAAGUAUAUUUAAGUGGUACUCCCUCCGUCCGGAAAUACUUGCCAUGAAAAUGAAUAAAAGAUGAUGUAUCUAGAUGUAUUUUAGUUCUAGAUACAUCCCUUUUUGUCCAUUUUGAUGACAAGUAUUUUCGGACGGAGGGAGUAUAUCUUAGUUUGUGGGCCUGAUCACACGGUGUUGGUAACA
This is a messenger RNA of Triticum aestivum (bread wheat), 2669 nucleotides long. Its product is annotated as heat shock 70 kDa protein, mitochondrial. The coding region runs from base 341 to 2299 and encodes 652 amino acids. The record is from RefSeq and is a predicted model, not a curated record. NCBI's taxonomy places the organism in Eukaryota, Viridiplantae, Streptophyta, Magnoliopsida, Poales, Poaceae. The transcript is spliced from 6 exons. Gene Ontology annotation, molecular function: ATP binding; ATP-dependent protein folding chaperone.